Xiphias gladius (swordfish) is the source of this 4098-nucleotide messenger RNA. RefSeq names its product SH3-domain binding protein 2 (gene sh3bp2). The coding region runs from base 264 to 2078 and encodes 604 amino acids. Gene Ontology annotation, molecular function: SH3 domain binding. NCBI's taxonomy places the organism in Eukaryota, Metazoa, Chordata, Actinopteri, Istiophoriformes, Xiphiidae. The record is from RefSeq and is a predicted model, not a curated record. The transcript has 13 exons. Gene Ontology annotation, biological process: signal transduction.
CAAAAGACUUUCUAAUCGACAAGGCUCAUGGCUUUAUGUGCUUCUUUAAAUUAUAUUUCUAUUCUCCAUUAAUCCUUCUUGUUCUUCCAUCUUUUCUUUCACUCAAUUGUAUUCCGAUUCUGUCUCCAAAACUUACCGCCCCUCUGGUCUCAAAUCUGUGACUCAAUCCAUUCUAUCCUUGGUCCGUACGACCGUACAUCCGUCCUCCGUCGCUCCGCACGGCUUAAAAGUAUGCUGGUUUAUUGUGCUUUGCCGCUGCCAUCAUGUCCACCGACAUGUCCGGUCCAUCUUUGAGGAAGAAGUCAUUUGCGCGGAGCUCCAAACCGACCGUCAAGAUGUGUAUUCGGGAGCAGAGGGAGGUCAUAACCAUGUCAUCUCCAGAGAUGUGCUGGCCGGUGCCGAUGCGAGCCAUCGGGGCUCAGAACCUCCUCACCAUGCCAGGAGGAGUUUCCACCGCAGGGUACCUCCACAAGAAAGGAGGCAGCCAGUUCAGCCUCAUGAAAUGGCCACUGAGGUACACCAUCAUCCACAAGGGCUGUUUGUACUAUUUUAAGAGCAGUACCUCUCCUGCACCACAGGGGGCAUUCUCUCUCAAUGGCUAUAACAGAGUGAUGAGAGCAGCAGAGGAGACAACCUCCAGUAAUGUUUUUCCUUUUAAGAUCGUCCACUUCAGUAAGAAACACAGGACGUGGUUUUUUUCUGCAGCCAGUGAGGACGAGAGGAGGAAAUGGAUGCGACACCUGCGGAGGGAGAUAGAUCACUAUAACGACCGGAAGGAGUCCCACAUUAUUAGUGACUCAGAUUCAGACGCCGACAGUUUCUAUGGCACAAUUGAGAAGCCCAUGGAUAUCAGACACACCGACAGUAAUCCAGAUGACGAUUACACUGAGGAGGAUGACGAUGACGAUGAUGAAGACUAUCUGAAGCCAGACACCGAGUGUUCCCCGACAUCUACAGGUCGACCCACAGGGCCACCCCCCUCCUAUCCUCCUCCCCCAGUGCCGGCAGUGUUCCAGUCCCGUCAGGACUCCAGUCCAGGAGUCAACAAAGGCCCGCCUCCUCCCAUCCCAUCACCAAACAGAAUCCAAGCCACCCUGUUUCCUAAAAAACCCCUGCCCUCCUUCCCCCCUCCCUCCAUACCGAAGGACCACAAUAAAGGCCCGCCUCCUCCUGUCCCCUUUGCUUCCCACCUGCACAAGCCCCCAUCUCCUGCCCCUCCACCUCCUCCUCCCCCCAACCUAAAGAGAACUUUUCAGAACAGGGCAGUAUCCAUUGGGGAGCCCGGGAAUGACAAGAAAGACUGGAGGCCUCUGCCGGCCAUUUCAGUCCAUUCCCUCGCCCCUGUACCCAUCUGUGACCAAUUAGGGACCAAGAUGGUCCUAAACGGUCCUGCCCACUGCUCCUUUAAUGCUGGAGGGAGCCAGUUACUGGGAAACAAUCAACAGGGGGUGAUGAGCAACCUCCGCAGCAAGCCAACUCUACCAACUCCUCAUUCUGCAAAUAUGGGAGGGUCCACCAUCCACCCUCCGCUCUCUCCUCUACUCAAAACUGGACUACACAAUAAACCAGGGGUACCCAAAGCUCCGCUGCCAGCUGUCAAACCCCUGAUGCUUGCAGCCAAGUCCAAGCAGCCAGGAACCCCACUUCAAAGAUCAUCUCCAGAAGGCCAGAGCUUCCGCGCAUUAGUAGACAAGGCAGCGUCAGAGUUCAGGAGGACACGAGACAAUUCUGAUGAUGACUACGAGAACAUGCAGCUGCCAGACUCUGUGUUCAUCGACACGACUGAAACCAGUUUUGUAGAAAAGUUAUUCAGAGAGGGCCCCGUCCCUCCACAGGACGGACUGUACGGCAUCAGAAACUCUGGAACCAAAACCUCCAAGGUGCUGGUGGUGUGGGAUGUCAGUAUAGGCAAAGCCAGAAACUACCGACUGUUUGAAGAGGAGGACCGCAUCUUUCUGGGCGGUGAAGUGACCUUCCCAAAUCUGUCAGCUCUGAUUGAACACUACCACAACCAUCCGCUUCCUCACCACGGCUCGCUCUGCCUGCAGAGGCCCUUCACAAGGACAGUGAGCAUCUGAUGGACACAGUCAAAAAAUACAACUGAAACCAAAGCAGAGGAAUGGGGAGUCCGGACCUCGCUGCAACCGAAAUCGGUCCUCGUCAACGCAACACGUGGAGAUAAACUCACACAGAUUAAAUAACUGUCACAGUGUAUUACGCUGGACAAAAAAAAAACUGAUCAUUCUCCACCUGUUGUAGCACCAGAAAGCACCAGAAAGCUCCAUGUUAAGCAGCAAGGACAGUCACUCUUCUAAAAUUCUGACUUUUAAGACACCAGGUAUUGUUUGUGCAAAUGGAACAUUAUUUAAUCUAGACUUCAGUCUUCAGUUUUAGCAAGCACUCUAAUUUUCUUUUGCACACUGAACAGAUCAGUUACUGUAAAUACACAUUAAUUAUUAAUGGCAGAUUUUAGUUAUGACAAUGAUGAAACCUUUCCAAAGAAAGAGAACAUGCUCUAAUGGACCAGACAUCUUAAUUCAUCAGACAUCUGCUCUGUUUUUGAAGCACUCCUGUUGCUUUAUACAAACUGUGAAGCACAAUCCAAGAGCCAGUCCGAUGAAUGGGAUUGUGAGUUUACCUGUGGUUCCUGUGGGUCUAUCCCAAUGCCGACACUUGCAGUAUUUCCAAGAGGUCAAGUUCCUACUUGGAAGAUGUAGAAGAUUUAAGCAGGGUCAACCAUACACCACUACAGCUGCAAUCAGAUGGCAGUGAACAGCAAACAUGCAUUCGGGAAUCUAGAAGUUAUCUAGAACCACAACAGCCUACUGUGUAUAAAACACAUAACAUGUUAUUAUUAUUUUUGAAUGGUUUUGUUUCUGGUAAAACAUAUAGGAAAGGAUUUCUCAAAAUCACCAAAGUAUACUAAUAUUCCUUUUUACAUUGUCAUAUAUCCAUUAUUCUUCUCAUCAGUCUCAUUGAGAUUCAUAUAUUUUGGAUAUUUAGUGAUAACUAUUUGUGAAGGGUCUGCCAUAAGUGCAUAUUGUUUGGACAUGAAUAAUAUUCAGGCUUGAUCCGACAUGUCUGCUGGUUAUUGUCAGUCCUAAACAGUAAUUGCGUUACUGCUAAUAACUGGACUGGUGUGAGACUGUGGUGAAUUGUGGGAUAGACUAAGCCCUGAAUGCCACUCUGAAGUGCCAAUAGGAUGUGCGUGCAUCAAGUGUGGGCUGAGUGAACUUCACAUUGACAGUUUUCAGACGUGGAACACACUCGCCUACUACCUGGAGGCACUCGAUAUCUGCUUAAAUGUUGAAGACCGCAAGUGUAGGCACAGGGACAGACCCGCCGUCUCCUGUCCUCUGAUCAUUUGCCCCAGCACGGUUCAAAUCUGCCCACUUUCAGGACCAAACACAAAGACUUGUCACCCGAAACAGAUGCAGAUACUGUACACUGAACCACAAGUGUCGAAGUUUUGAAUGUGGGGGCAGCUGUAUCUUUCUAGAUUUCACAAACCUUCAGUCUCCUGUCGAGACUUCGUACCUCUAUCAUUAGAAUUAGAAUUAACAGGCGACAUCUCUCUUUCUUACUGUGCAAAAUGCGUACACAUCUUGCUUGUCAAGGUGCAGAGUCCUGUACUGUUUGUGGGACUUAUGCCUCCCAAGGACUUGUAACACUGUAGAACACUCUUUAAAAAAAUUUCAAUUUUUACUACAUUAGAAGCAGUACAACAUUUUCCACUCAAAUUGGCUCUUUAUCAGGUCUUUGGGCUUUCGACGAUGUUGUACUUUUUCUGAUGUAAAACGGACAUUUUAAAAGUAUCAUUCUGCAGUGGUGCAAGUCCCUGAAAGGUAGAAAACAUCCAUGUAUUAAAAUCAAAUAAAACCAGACCAUUACUGGUGCAACGUCUUAGACUGAACGUGAAGAAAUCGGAACUCAUUUUGUACUGAACUGCAAAAAUGUUGACAUUCUGCAAAUACAGUUUGUACAGCACUGAUUUUAAUGCUGUAAAUCACUCUAUAUUUAUAUGUAAAUGCUGUGUAUACUGUAAAAAAAACAUGUCUGUAAAAAUGUAAAUAUAUUGUUUUCUACAGAAAUACAUGU